Messenger RNA from Condylura cristata (star-nosed mole), 2092 nucleotides. It is a transcript of the gene WDR93, whose product is annotated as WD repeat domain 93. Gene Ontology annotation, biological process: electron transport chain. The transcript is spliced from 12 exons. The record is from RefSeq and is a predicted model, not a curated record. NCBI's taxonomy places the organism in Eukaryota, Metazoa, Chordata, Mammalia, Eulipotyphla, Talpidae. The coding region runs from base 1 to 1968 and encodes 655 amino acids.
AUGGCGGCGCGUUCCCCACGGACGCGAGCCUCCGUCUGCGUGCAGGGCGGAGCGGCCAGGCGCCAGCAUUCCCGUGACACGACGCUGUCCCAGGCCGGUUUCGUUGUGAUGUCUCACGCGCUGCUGCGACCCCAGGAAAGCUCAGGCCCCAGGCGCCCCUCCUCCGAGCCCGGGCGGCCAGCGCCGAGCACACAGCGGGGAGCCCAGGAGGAUCCAGGCCCUCCGCUCACGCCCUUCCCCUGCGGCGCCGCGACGUCCCCCGGCGCCGUCCGUGACGUCCUCUCCGAAGCCUCGCAGGCCCAGAGGACGAAGCCGUCCGUUUCCGCACGAAAGGGGCAGCUGGAGGCGCUGUCCCCGACGGAGAGGGACUGGCCGCGGGACGCGGAAGAAGAGCAUGUCCUGAGGGACCCGGCCCAGGAGCUGGACACCCUGCCGCAGCCCUACCGCAGGAUCAGCAAGCUGGUGGACCUCCUGUUCGAGCGCUCGUGGGAGCUGAUCCAGGAGCGCGGCGCCUUCAGCGGCCGGCCCAGGGCGGCCGAGCUCAGCCAGGCGCCGCCCCCGCUCUGCCCGCUCUUGGAGAGCAGGGAAGACGCCAGCAAGCAGCCGGCCUGCCUGAAGGUGGAGUUCUCUCCCGGAGGCAGCUUCGCGGCCUUCCUCCUCCAAGGAGCAGGAGACACGUGGCUGGACGUGUACAAGCUGCCCCGGGAGACUUGGCUCAAGGAGGCCGAAUACCCGCAGCAGGAGCCCAGGACCGUCGUCAGGCAGCUGCCGGUGACCCCGCUGGACCUGGUGACUCCAGAUGACUUGGAAAUGGAGACGGACGCUGGUCUGCGCGCAGACAGCAAGCUGACGCCGCCGGCUCACCUCCUGAGGAUCAGACCCCCGAGGCCACUCACAGGCAGCGCAUUCAGGAGCCCCCUGGAGGCCUUCGCAAAGGUGGGGGGCUGCUACGGGCUGGGCUCGGGGCAGAACCACUUCAUCAAGGACGGCCAGUGGGAGCAGCGGGCCAGCGUCUUUGAGGCCACCUACAGGAAGCACCUGCCGGCUGGCGCGGGGCAGGAGGAGCCGCCCAGGGCCCCAGCGCUGUGGGGACGGGGCCAGCAGGAGGGCAGCGCGGCUGUCCACGUGGGUGUGUCCGUGCAGCGGCCGGCCGCGGCCCUAGGACUCGGGAGGUGCCGCUGCGCACCACUGGCCGUGGGACUGCCCCUGGGAGUGGUGGCGCUCCCCGAGGGGUGCCUCUGCCAGAGCGUCCACUUCCUGGCCCACAGAGGACACGGCGCAGGCCCGCACGGGGCGUCACGGGCCCCGCUGAAGUGCGUGGUGCUGGGCACAGACGCCUCCCUCCACCUGGUGGCGGCCCAGGGGGCGCAGGGGCCCACCAUCCACCCGCUGGUGGACAGGUCAGUGGCUCGUCUGAGAGACUGUCGAGCGGGGGUCACCUUCCUGGCCGCCUGGCCGGAGGCCUCUUGUGCGGGCAUGGCCUUCGCCGGCCCAGCCGCCCCGUCUGUCCCCUGGGGCUGCGGAGUGCUGACCUUUGCCAAGAACGGCUCCCUGCAGCUCCUGGACGUGGCCAAGUCCCAGGCGGUCUGCGCCUUCGCCCUCCCCCGGCCCUGCCCGCUGACGGCCCCCUGGAAGCCGCUGUUCGUCGUGUCUUCACACCACCCCUGCUUCCUGCUGCGAGGCCACCAUCCGGAUGAAAUCGGGAGCGCCCAGGACCGCAGCUUCCAAAAUUCUCUUUUCUACUUCAAUUUCGAAGCCUACCCGCCGCUGGAGAGCGUCACAAGGAGCUGCCCCUCGGCCCGGGCCGAGGGCCUGGCCACCGCCCGGGGCCCGUCCUUGGAGGAGAGAUGCGAGAGCUUCCUGCAGCAGAGGUUUGAAAAGCUGGAGAGGAGCAAAGUGAACGAGCAGGAGCGCUGGCCCCGGCUCCGGAAGUUCUCCAUCUUCCUCGAAAGAGAAAACAAGAAGUGACCGGGCCGCUGGCUGCCCUGGGCUCUGGGGCGCCCGGACUCGCCCUCCGGCCUCCACAGCGGGGCGUGGGAGUCACGGGGCGUCUCCUCUGGCCCGCUGUGUCCCAAUAAACAGCCACGUUGUC